Messenger RNA from Epithele typhae, 306 nucleotides. RefSeq names its product glutaredoxin. NCBI's taxonomy places the organism in Eukaryota, Fungi, Basidiomycota, Agaricomycetes, Polyporales, Epitheliaceae. Gene Ontology annotation, molecular function: glutathione disulfide oxidoreductase activity. Gene Ontology annotation, cellular component: cytoplasm. Bases 1 to 306 code for a protein of 101 amino acids. Gene Ontology annotation, biological process: cellular response to oxidative stress. The record is from RefSeq and is a predicted model, not a curated record. The transcript has 4 exons.
AUGGCCGCCAAGGAUCUCGUCGAGGAAACCAUUGCAGGCAACAAGAUUGCUAUCUUCUCCAAGUCUUACUGUCCAUACUGCAAGCGCGCCAAGGCUCUACUCACAUCCAAGUUUGCGAACGUUGAAACCAAGAUCUACGAACUCGACGAGAUGGGCGAGGGUAAUGCUAUCCAGGGAUACCUCUCAGAGAAAACUGGCCAGCACACUGUCCCGAACAUUUUCAUCAACCAGAAGCACGUUGGUGGGUGCGACGACGUCAUGGCCCUCGACUCUCAGGGCAAGCUUGCUGCUCUUGUCGCGGCGUGA